CAACAACAACAAACCAACUAACCCGCAACACUCGACAAACAUGACCCAGGAAAACAUUCCGCUCAAAGUGCUCAUCGUGGGAGGCGGCCAGUACCUCGAACCCUUCUUAGACGGCGAGCCGCUCUACAUACGCUUACUGUUGCAGCUGCGGCUAGCAUGCACCGAGGCGCUUGAAUUUUACAUGUCCGUGAGAGACAUGCACGAAAUCCUCCGCCUACCAGUCCUCCGAGGCCAAGCAAAAGAGGUUGCUCAGUUCAUGGAACCCCCGCUCCGAUACCUCUACACCAACCAGCAAGAUACUUUGCCGGAUGCAAACCCGCCCGAUUCCAACAAGCCCAACAAGCCGCGUGAAUGGGAUCCUCUGCUGGCUGCGCACAGAUUGGACCGCACUUGCCGCUGGCUCGUAGUUAGUUGCAAUUAUCCCCUGAUUCAGUCGACAGACAUACGCCAGUUGCACGACAGCUAUGAAGCGCCCGUCACAUGCUUCAUGAAACCCGGGCACGGCUACCCCGAGCCUCUGCUGGCCAUCUGGAGCCCGGAGUCUCUGAAGAAGCUGGAAGAUAAUAUCAGUAACGGUAUGAACUUUACCGUGGUGGCGAUGAAAGUGGUCGAUGCUUUGAAAGGGAAAUUGAUCCGGCCGGCGCGCAAAGAGUCGUUGUUCCAUACAUCCAACUACGAGGACUGGGCGGAAGCUAUGACGAUAGCAUUGAGGAUGAUUAUUGAAGAGAGUGAGAAUACCUCGUGAGGGUGGGUAGCAUGGCCCUCAAGCUUCAGUCCAUUGUUUAUCAGGCUAUACAUGAUGCAAUUUGCCGAUUAUUCUGCGUAGUCGUCAACGGAUCGCUAAUGAAUUAUUCGACGCUGCCCGUUGUGCCCCUUACCUUCCAUAGAUAUUCACCGUCCAACAUGGUAUGGAGCACUACUUGCCUA
Aplosporella prunicola CBS 121167 is the source of this 927-nucleotide messenger RNA. RefSeq lists its product as uncharacterized. The transcript has a single exon. The record is from RefSeq and is a predicted model, not a curated record. Lineage: Eukaryota; Fungi; Ascomycota; Dothideomycetes; Botryosphaeriales; Aplosporellaceae. Bases 41 to 745 code for a protein of 234 amino acids.